Molecule: messenger RNA, 1392 nt
Organism: Fusarium coffeatum
Lineage: Eukaryota; Fungi; Ascomycota; Sordariomycetes; Hypocreales; Nectriaceae
Exons: 7
Coding region: 1-1392 (463 amino acids)
Source: RefSeq, a predicted model, not a curated record
AUGCCCGACACAAAUCCUUGCCCCUUUUGCGGCUUUGAGCCGGAACAAGGAGAGCCUGAACUUCUUUUACAGCAUAUCGAGAAACAUCACCCAGACGGUGAACAGUCCCCCUUCACCGACAACGCAGAAGCAGUCGUGUGCCGAGAAGAUGGUUGCGGUGAGCUUGUCCAGCUUGAUGAGCUAGCGUUCCACCUGGAACUUCAUGAGCUCGAGGCGCAGGGCGCAACGCCUGAGCCAGGACCUGGAUCUGAACCUGAGCCUGCCGCGGAAAAAGCUCCGUCUAGACAUCGAAAAUCGGCGACAGCGACUAGGGAGAGAUCCCGCAAGCAAAAGACCAGCGCUAUCCAGGCGAUGAAAGACCUCCUGACAGGUCACAGCAGUAGGUCGAGCCACAGUCGUGAAAGCACCAGUAGUCGCACUCGCCACAAAACUAAAAGGGAAGAGGCUGGUAUCACAAAGAGUCCUGAUAGAGGUUCUUCUUCUCGAACUAGGCAUGGGGAACGACGUCGAAAGUCUGGCCGUUUGGGGAGAUCGGAGCUUGGCAGAUUCGCACAUGAAAAGAAGAUGCCCCCAUGGCUCGUAGAUCUUCUUGAAAAAGAUGGCCAAGUCGUUAAUAACGACAUUUUGCCUGUUCUAAUUCAACUCCUCGAACAAAACCCUUCAACACAAUAUGCCUACGUCUGCCGACCUGCGGUGCAGCAUAUUUCCAAGUUGAAGCAGGAAGGUGGUUUCUGUGGUUAUCGAAACAUCCAGAUGCUCACAUCUGACAUCAUCUCUGCGAAAACUCCAGGCUCUCAGCACUUUGGCGAGAGCUUUCCUAAUAUCUUUCAGAUCCAGAAUUUGAUCGAAAACGCUUGGGAUAGUGGUAUCAACGCUCAGGGUAGAGCAGAAACUGGAGGUAUCAGGGGAACACGGAAGUACAUUGGUACACCAGAGGUAGUAUAUCCUGCUUGUUCGGUUCAAGCAUUCAAAGAUCCGGAACGCGGUAGGUCUAAGCAGCACCUCUUCGAAGCUAUCGAGAGAUACUUCCAAGGAGGCGUUACCAGCGUAGAGGACCGGAUCCAUUGCACAAACCUACCACCGAUCUAUCUACAGCAUCCAGGUAAGAUGCGAGAACCGUUUACAGAGAGCGCAAGGGCUAAGAUUGGAACAGGACACUCUCUGACUAUCGUCGGGUUCGAGAAGCAGAUGGAUGGCCACACAAACCUCUUGGUAUUCGACCCUAGCUUCCGUGAUUCUACUAAGAUUAGAGAUCUCGUCGGGAAAACAUUUCGGUUGAAAGGCUCUUCUAUCGACGGACUCCUGAAACCAUACCGUCGUGGUUCCCACUACUUCCGCAGACACAACCAAUAUGAAGUGCUCUAUCUCACAAAAUAUGCAUCUGUGGCCUAG